UCUAAAGAUUAAUUGCUUUAAAUAAUCAUCUUAUUAAUUUAAUCAAUAGCAUAUUAUUUAUUUACAAUGCCGAUUGAAUUGGUUCUUAGUCCAAUUAUGAGACCUGUGGUCCUUGCUAAAGCUAUAUUAUUCUCACCUCAUAGAAGCGGUUCAAGAUAUGUUCCAAAUAUAGUUGAACUAGAUGAAUCAAGUGCAUCUCAGUAUGUUGUUUUAAGAAGGUUUGGUUCUGGCUCUAAAAUAUUUGAUGUAUAUGAUACUGAGAAAGGAGAAAUCCCACUUGGAAGUAAUGAUCCUGGAAAAAAGCUAUUCUGGUUUUUAAGAUCAAGAGCUGUUAAAGGUGCCUAUAGAAUGUACUCUUCUUCAAUCACAGGAACGGGCCCUGAUGGUGAAGAUGAACCUGUUGCUGAUGUUAGAGCAGGUCUAAGAUCUAAUGUAUUAUUAAUUAGAGCUCCAGGUAUUCCAGCUGCUGAGUUGGGUUGGCAUAUUAUCGGUCAUAGAGUUGAUGCUAAUGAUAGUUACAGAAUGUUUACAAUGGCUGAUGGUUUUACUUAUCAAUGGACAACCAGAGGUAAAUGGCUUGAAAAAGUUUAUAAUUUAGGUGAAAAAGAAUCUGAAAUUAGAGAACGUAUUGGUCAAGUGAUUCCUAAUGGUGUUAAUGGUUUCACAUUGAAAAUUGAUGAAUCAAAAAUGCCAAGAGAGCUAGCCUUGGGAAGUGCCUUAUGCUCUUUUAUUGAUCAAUGGAAUACAAAUAUUGAAGUUGGUGGGAUCUAUUAUGCAAGGCAACCAAAUCAAGUUCGUUGGAAGCGUGAUUAAAAUAUAUUAAGUUGAUUUAUUAGAGCUUAUUAUCAUCUCUUUCUCUACUGUAAGGGAGUAGCAUGAAGGGAUUGUUUAUAAGUUUUAUUAUUAUUUCGUAAACAGG
Scheffersomyces amazonensis is the source of this 919-nucleotide messenger RNA. RefSeq lists its product as uncharacterized. The record is from RefSeq and is a predicted model, not a curated record. The transcript has a single exon. Lineage: Eukaryota; Fungi; Ascomycota; Pichiomycetes; Serinales; Debaryomycetaceae. The coding region runs from base 67 to 813 and encodes 248 amino acids.